Messenger RNA from Asterias rubens (European starfish), 2556 nucleotides. RefSeq names its product replication stress response regulator SDE2-like. Lineage: Eukaryota; Metazoa; Echinodermata; Asteroidea; Forcipulatida; Asteriidae. The transcript has 7 exons. Bases 96 to 1244 code for a protein of 382 amino acids. Gene Ontology annotation, cellular component: nucleus. The record is from RefSeq and is a predicted model, not a curated record.
UCAAACGUUUUGGGAAAAACAGAGUUCAUCAUUUUGCGUUUUUUUAAAGUCUCCAAUUACUUCAUAUUUACUGUAAAAGAGGCAAAUCAGAAACCAUGUCUGUGUUUGUGAGAACAUUUAGAGGUAACACGCUGUGUCUUGAUCCAGAUGUUUGCUGUAACAGUGGAGAAAAUCUGAAGAGAAAAAUAUGCGAAUUAGAGGGAAUCCCUUCUCCGUUCUUGCAUCUUUAUCAUCAAGGGCAAAGAGUUUGCAAUGACGACAUCAUUGUACCAGGAGCAAACUAUCAAGCACUGCUAUGUCUCAAUGGUGGCAAAGGAGGGUUUGGAUCCAUGUUGCGGAUGAUUGGAGCACAGAUUGAUAAGACGACCAACCACGACGCAUGUCGAGAUCUCAGUGGGCGGAGAAUGAGGGACGUGAACAAUGAAAAGAAGUUGAGCGACUGGAUUGGCAAGAAAGCUGAGAUGGAAGAGGAGAGAAAGCAGAAACGAGAAGAGAAGUUGGAGAGACUGAGACAUCAACCCAGACACAUCUUCGUUGACCCUAAGUAUGAUCAGCAGAAGAAAGAGGUGGUGGACAAUCUGGAUGAUGCCAUAUCACAAGGCAUCCAAGCUUCCGCCUCUGUCGACACCGGUGCCUCAACAUCAGGAACAAGGGCUACCAAGAGGAAAGCACAAACCUCCACUAGAGGCAGCAAGAGGUCUACUACCCUAUGGAUGGGAAUAGAAGGAAGCGAGAGCGAAGAAAGCGAUGACGAGGAGAGAGCAAUGGAGGCUUCUUCAGACCCAAGCAACGUAUCAACGAGCAGUCGUGAUGAGAGAGACAGCCCAUCAAGUACCUCGGACCAAGAGGCACUGCCCGACCCUCAGCCUAGUACUAGUAGGAUUGAUGUACAGGCAUCAGAGGAUUGCAAAGGAAGUAGUUCAACAGAAGCUAAGCAUCCUUUAUUGGCUGCUCUUCCCGUGCCAGGGGAAGAUAGCAGUGGAAGUGGAGGUGACGGUAGUAACAAGUCAACAGAUAAUGAGAAUGGACCAUUGGACUUGGAGAACUUCUCGUCAGUAGCGGAGUUAGAAUCAGUCGGGUUAGACAGCCUGAAGUCAGCUCUCAUGGCUCUAGGAAUGAAGUGUGGUGGUACCUUACAGCAGAGGGCAGAGAGAUUGUUCCUAGUGAAGGGCGUCAAACAGGAAAUGAUUGACCCAAGCCUGUUGGCAAAGCCAAGCAAAGGGAAGAAGUCAAAAGGAAAGUAGAACAUUACAACUUCUUCACCCUAAUUCCUACUGAAGCUGGAAGGUAAAAGUAUAUCUAUUUUCAAGGGAGAAAACCUUGAUGCCUUGACUGCCAACAUUGAUUUUACUUCGAGCUAGCAAUUACAGUUAUAGCCCAGAAAUUUAUCAAACUUAACCACAUCCCAAUGUUAGCCUGGGCGACUCGUGUGACUAAUGUCUGAGUCGUGACUAUUGACUGCUAAGUCGAGUCGUGACUACCAUUUUAAGACUUCCCGACUACCAAUUGUGCUGCUCUAGACUAAUCACGACAACAUAGUUAACUUCUGAAAUGCAAUCAGACGUCAGUGACACAAUCCCUCAUUUUUCAGCUUGAAUUUUGCUAUAUUGCGCCUUCGCCACACAAUAUGACGCAAUGCAUCUUGGGAGUUAAAAGUUUGUCCUGACUAGUUGAGUAAAGCCAACUAGUCGCUGAGGCCUAUUCCAGUGUAGUUUGAACUGUGCCAGCUGGCAUUGCCAAGAGUACGAGUAAUCUCAAUAGCAUUGGAAGUACUGGAUUAUUAGAUGAAAACACCAUCUUGAGCUCAGAAAGAAUACAUAGGAAUACAUGUUUUUUGUUCACGGCUAAAAUGUGCAAGUACACGCCAACUGCUUUGUCAACAAAAUGGGAGUGGAGCAUUUAUGUAUGUGCACCUGUCAGUCAAUUUAUGAAAACCGCAAAACUUGUUGAAAAUUGCAUUCUCUAAAUUCUCAAUGGUUAACAUUGUAUUUUUUCCCCAUCUGAUAAAAUGUUGUACUUGUCAAAGUAUGUGUGUGAUUUUCGCGGAGAUCAUGGGCUAAUGGUCCAUUGUACCACUUUGGUUAUAAUUUUGCUGGAAUUCUUUUUUUUCCAAUUCUGUAUUUUUUCUUUCCUUUUUAAUGAUAGUUUUAGAAAUGGGGAGGGGGGAACAUUUUAAAGUUCUUUAUUUGUAAAUUUUAAAACAUAAACUUUUUAUGUAUUUAAAUUUGUUUUAAAUUGUUACUCUACGAGUCUGCCGGAGUGAAGUUAUUGCUAGAUACCAUUUUUUUCUAAAUACUGUUUACUUCUCCCCAUUGAUGAGCCAGUUUUUGUGUCUAAACUUGAUUGAGAUUUCGUUAAACAUGAAGUUCAUAUUUGUAAUGAUGGAAGUAACAACCUUCAAUAUGUUAGAAAGAGCAGAACUUGUUCUAUUUAAGUUCAGAAGUUAUGACAUUUUAAACUUUUUAAACAGUCUUUGAUUUGUUGUAUCUUGAUACCUGAUGAGGUCAUGAUUGGUGUAAGUUAUUUUUAGAGACUAAGACAAGAAAUAAGCUUCAA